UUUUCCCGUUCCUCAUUGAGGAGCGUGGAGACGAUUCCCUCUCCCUCCUCCAUAGCCAAACCUUCUCUCUCUCUCUCUCUGCAGAAGGUUAGAGCUGAGCUCUCAGUAGCGUGGCGGCAGCAAUUUGGCUUCCCUGAUUCCUUUGGGUCUUCAAGCCAUGGAGACAUUAUCUUGACGUUUGGUACUGACGAGCACUCCAUCCCCGUUUAUCCGUCCUCCAGACGCUGCCGGUGCCGCCGACGAACGCCGAGGCUUGGAGCUCAAUCUGCUCUUCUUCCGUUCCGCAGUUAACUCCUGGUAAUCGUCUCAGCGUUGAGGGUAUGGGGAACGGGGAAAUGGAUGGGAGUGCGGCUGGUGAUAGUGACAUAGAUUGGAAUACCGAAGAUGAGCUCGAAAUUGAGAACUAUCCCGUGUCUUCCUGCUCUGGAGAGGCAAGCUCUUCUGCAGGUUCUUCCAAUACGAAAUUGUUUGAUCAUUUUGUUGGGAUGGGGUUCUCUGAGAAGUUGGUUUCAAAGGCUAUAAAUGAAAAUGAGGAUGGAAAUUCUGACGUAAUACUGGAAGCCCUUCUAACAUACGCGGCUCUCGAAGACUCUCCUCAAGAGCAAGAGACUGAGACUGUUGUCCCUAAUAUCUCUUCUUCGGACUAUGAGGAGAACUUUUUAGAUGACUUCUCCGAUAUUGAUAGUAACUCCGAUAGCGAGGGCAUUUAUGAACCUGCGUCAGAGGAGGAGAAAAAAAUGAUGUUAUUGGCAGAGAUGGGUUACACACUGGAUGAAGCUUCAAUUGCCAUGGAAAGAUGCGGUGCAUCUGCCUCAGUGGCAGAGUUGUCAGAUUUCAUUUGUGCUGCCCAGAUGUCAAAAGAAGCAGAUGCACUUUUACCUGAGGAGAAGCCACAACCCAAGCUCUCAGUGGAGGAUUUCCAGAAAAGCAAGAAGAGGAAACAUGGAGGCUAUGAAUCAUGGAAACGAAGUUUGCUGACAAAGAAGCCUCUCGACCCAGAUGAUGAGCCACUUCGCCUCCCAAAUCCAAUGGUGGGCUUUGGGGUACCUACUGAACCAUGCCAACAGAUCCACAGAAAUCUUCCAGAGGCGGCCAUUGGACCGCCGUACUUUUAUUACGAGAACGUGGCACUUGCCCCAAAGGGAGUUUGGGACACCAUUUCAAGAUUUUUAUAUGACGUGGAACCGGAGUUUGUGGAUUCCAAGUAUUUCUGUGCUACUGCUAGGAAAAGGGGUUAUGUGCACAAUCUACCCAUCCACAACCGUUUCCCCAUUCGCCCACUCCCACCAUGCACCAUCAGUGAAGCUUUGCCGCUGACAAGGAAAUGGUGGCCUUCAUGGGACACCAGAACUAAGUUGAACUGUCUACAAACAUGCAUUGGAAGUGCAAAGCUGACAGAGAGGAUUCGGAAGGCUCUUGAAGACUAUGAAGGCGAGCCUGCAUUGCAUGUCCAGAAUUAUGUUCUCAAUGAAUGCAGGAAGUGGAACCUGGUGUGGGUUGGGAGGAACAAACUUGCUCCCCUUGAACCUGAUGAAGUGGAGAUGCUCCUAGGGUUCCCGAGAAACCACACGAGAGGGGGUGGGAUCAGCAGAACGGAUAGAUACAAAUCAUUGGGGAACUCGUUCCAGGUGGAUACUGUGGCCUACCACCUUUCUGUUCUCAAGGAGCUCUUUCCCGGGGGGAUAAACCUCCUGUCCCUUUUCUCUGGGAUCGGAGGUGCUGAGGUUGCAUUGCACAGGCUGGGUAUCCCCCUUAAGAACGUGGUCUCGGUCGAGAUUUCGGAGGUCAAUCGAAACAUUGUGAGGAGCUGGUGGGAGCAGACCAACCAGAAGGGAAACCUGAUUGAUCUGGCAGACAUUCAGGAGUUGAACGGGGACAGGCUGGAGCAGCUUAUAAACUUAGUUGGGGGAUUCGAUCUCGUCGUUGGUGGGAGUCCCUGCAACAACCUCGCUGGCAGCAACCGUCACCACAGGGAUGGGCUCGAGGGUAAGGAGUCCUCCCUGUUUUAUGACUACUUCAGGAUUCUUGAUCUCGUGAAGUGUAUAAUGUCCAGAGGCAUUUGAAAACCUUGAAACGCUGACCCAUUAGACUCCUGCGGUUCCCUCUUCUCCAAUGGCUGACAUAAAAAUUUCAAUUGUGAAGAUAGACUUGGCAUAGGUUCCUGAUAAGGGGCGUGUGUUUGUUUGUACAUCCAUUUUAUCAAUUCCCCUCUGGGUCUCUCUGAAAUUAAACUAAUUAAAUUCAUGACAACGAAUGAGUAGACUAUUUUCCUUCGUUCGGGACCGGGGAGCCUGUUAACAAUCCUGCGAAUCUUAUACGAUCCUAUGAUCCUAGUUCUGAUCAUACGAUGGAUGUAAA
Punica granatum (pomegranate) is the source of this 2358-nucleotide messenger RNA. Lineage: Eukaryota; Viridiplantae; Streptophyta; Magnoliopsida; Myrtales; Lythraceae. The record is from RefSeq and is a predicted model, not a curated record.